ACGGGUCAGUGGUGGAAGUCGACGGAAGUUGGGGGAAAACGAGGCUGGUGGGUCUUGGGGUGACGGGAGUAAGAAGCUUCAGAAGUCGGAGUUGAGGCCCACCGCGGGUGUGGCAGAGCCAGGACGCUAAGUUUUUCCAGAAUGGCUUCCUUUGGAUGGAAAAGGAAGAUCGGUGAGAAGGUCUCAAAGGUCACAUCCCAGCAGUUUGAAGCUGAAGCUGCUGAUGAGAAAGAUGCAGCCGGGAAAGAUGAAGGCAGCUGGCUCCACGCUGUUAAACGGAGGAAAGAGAGUCUCCUUGAAGGCUGUGCCGAGAAAAGCAAACAGCUGAAGGAUGAAGGAGCCACUCUGGCUGAAAAUAAAAGAUACCGAGAGGCCAUUCAGAAGUGGGAUGAAGCACUACAGUUAACCCCAAAUGAUGCUACCCUGUAUGAGAUGAAAUCACAGGUCCUAAUGUCUCUUCAUGAAAUGUUCCCAGCAGUUCAUGCUGCAGAAAUGGCUGUCCAGAGAAAUCCACAUUCAUGGGAAUCUUGGCAGACUUUGGGGCGUGCUCAGCUUGGAUUAGGAGAGAUAGUCUUGGCAAUUCGAAGUUUUCAAGUAGCCCUUCACAUCUAUCCAAUGAACCCUGAGAUAUGGAAAGAAGACCUUUCUUGGGCAAGAACACUCCAGGAACAGCAGAAAGUAGCAGAGAGGAUUAAAAAGAGUGAAGUACCAGCAGAAGUAACACAUUUCUCACCGAAGUCAAUUCCUGACUAUGACUUUGAAAGUGAUGAGAUUGUUGCUGUUUGUGCAGCUAUUGCUGAAAAACAGAAGACAGUUGCAGCAAAUAAAACAAUGGUUAUUGUGUCAGCUUCUGGGACUGUAGAGACUGUGACCGAGAAGGAAGACGGUGCUGUACCACCGGAUGGCUCUGUUUUUAUCAAAGCCCGAUGAAGCUUAGCAAGAGUCAUUUGAACCCAUCUUUGAUUACCACUUAACUUUUAGGUGUGGGGGCAUUUAGUCUGGAGAAACAGGGUAAAACUCCUGCUUGUUAAAUAGUUUUUCAGAUGAAGCAUAUAAAACUUAAGUGAAAGAAUUAUUGUAUAGUUUUUGGACUGUGCUUUGAUGCGUGCUUUCAGCUCAAGAUUAAAAUUCUGAGUACAUGAUUUUUUGAUUAAGAAGCUUAAUUUAAUCCAAAUAUAUAAGUGAAUGCAUUUUCAAGAUACAACUUGAAAAGUAAGUUCUCAAAUAGUGAAUAACUUGAUGGCCGGUGUUAUUAAAAUAUUGACUUGUUGAUUUUUGUUUAAAGGAAGUAGGCUUCUUUCCCUGCUAGAAAUAU
Molecule: messenger RNA, 1315 nt
Organism: Budorcas taxicolor (takin)
Lineage: Eukaryota; Metazoa; Chordata; Mammalia; Artiodactyla; Bovidae
Gene: TTC33
Product: tetratricopeptide repeat domain 33
Exons: 5
Coding region: 142-930 (262 amino acids)
Molecular function (GO): protein binding
Source: RefSeq, a predicted model, not a curated record